AUGGGAUGGUGUUUCCAUUUUGUUUUGAUGCCAUCGGGAAUGAUCCCGAUGAUGUUGGUGACGUGUAUUAGAAUAGUUCUCGUUGUGGUAGAUUAUGAUACGGACGAGUCUACGAGGAGGAACGUUGAGGACGGAGGCUAUGUGCCGUCCGUCGAUCGCUACGCCCCUGGGCGUUCGGUCGCUGCAAGAAACAAGCAGCAAAUCAAUGCUGGAUAA
Strongylus vulgaris is the source of this 216-nucleotide messenger RNA. The record is from the annotation of a GenBank genome assembly. NCBI's taxonomy places the organism in Eukaryota, Metazoa, Nematoda, Chromadorea, Rhabditida, Strongylidae.